AUGGCAUCAUCUAAUGAAGCAGCAGCAGCAGCACCACCACCACCACCACCACCACCACCCAUGCACUACCUCAUAACCGGCGCCGCCCGCGGCAUCGGCCGCGGCCUGACCCGCACCCUCCUCUCAAAAGGGCACCGCGUCUUCCUCAUCGACUCCAACGCGCCCGAGCUCCAACACACGCUGUCCCUCGCCCCGUCCUGGUACAGACCAGCUCCUCCUUCUUCCUCGUCUUCUCCUUCCUCCUCGUCUUCUCCCCCUCCCCCUCCCCCUCCCCCUCCCGAUCCCUCCUCCCACGCAGGUGCCGGUGCCGGUGCCGGUGCCGCCGCCGUCCAAGGCGCCGUCGCCGACCUCUCCGACCGCGCCGCGCUGCGUUCCGCCGUCGCGCAGGCCUCGGCCUUCUUCUCCGGCCGCCUCGACGUGCUGGUCAACAACGCGUUCGCGACGCCGCACGUAUGGAGCGAGGGGCGGGCGAUGUAUGACGAUGACGACGACGCCAACGAGGCGAUCGAGCGCGAGUGGGACGUCAAGAUCGCGGUGGGGCUGACGGCGCCGUUCUUGCUGGCGCGGCUGUGCGUGCCGAUGCUGAGGAAGGGGGGGAGGGAGGGUGGUGGAGGCGGCGGUCCUUGUAUUAUCAACGUCUCGUCUACACGCGCGCAUCAGGCUGAGCCGAACCACGAGGCGUACAGCGCGGUCAAGGCGGGGCUGCUGGGCCUGACGCGCAGCAUGGCCGUGUCGCUGGGAAGCGGCGGCGGCGGCCUGUGUCCGAUCCGCGUCAAUGCCGUCACGCCGGGCUGGAUCGACGUCGACGAUGAGAAUGCGGCGGCGGAUGCGAGGAAGGCCGGGUGGGGCGAGGCGCUGGGGGAGGCCGACCAUGCGUGGCAUCCCGCCGGGCGGGUGGGGAGGGUCGAGGACGUGGCGAGGGCGGUGGUGUUCUUGGCCGAGAGCGGGUUCGUGACGGGGGAGGAGAUUGUGCUGGAUGGCGGCGUGGGGAGGAAGAUGGUGUAUCCGGAGGAGUAA
Messenger RNA from Diplodia corticola, 1017 nucleotides. RefSeq names its product nad-binding protein. The transcript has a single exon. The coding region runs from base 1 to 1017 and encodes 338 amino acids. Lineage: Eukaryota; Fungi; Ascomycota; Dothideomycetes; Botryosphaeriales; Botryosphaeriaceae. The record is from RefSeq and is a predicted model, not a curated record.